AUGUCGAGAUUGCAUCCCGAGGAAUCAAGGACGUGGGCCCAUUGCGUCAUCAGAAUAUCAACGGUUUACCUGCACACGUUUCUCAUUUGCCUAUUCUUCUUCACCGCUUCCAUUCUGUUUUCAAAUCGCGAUUUGCGUGUUGCCGAAGAUAAUUUCGAUGCCACAUUUUUCGAACAACGCAAGGAUUUUAUCAAUAGCAGCGUUGUGAUGCUCGACGAGCUUAUCGAGGCGCUGAAUCCAAGCCAUCCAUUGAAUCGACUCCACAAACGCGCCUACAUUCGCUACUCAUUCGGCAGCACGUUUUUGAAUCACUGCAAUGUGGUCCCAUACCCGAUUGGCAUCAAUUUCCCCUCACUUUUAAGGAAGUUAUCAUUUUUCGCCGAUUCGCAAGCGUGCCUCCGAGCGGCAACGCUUAUCGCCAUCACAGUGCGGCUAUUCUGCUGCUUCUGUAGAUGCGCUGAUAUUCAGACUCAAGGCCAAUCAAGAGCUUUAUGGAUUCUUUGCAUCAUUUAUCUGAUUUCCGAGUUGAGCACAUCGGUGUUCGGAAUGCUAUUGACGGCAGUACAUGCGGAGAAUGACGAAAAGCUGAACUUUUUGGUUUACAACUCUUUAAUUAUAUAUGGUAUUUCAUUUCUCAUCAGCGCUUCACUCUACACGUUCCUUGAGAAUUUCGACAAUUCGAAACAGCGCACAUGGCUCCGAUCGCGGGUGUUUUGCAUUUUAGUUUUUGGAUUCUGCUUUCCAGAAGUCUUAUCAAACUAUAGCUCAUUUCUCAUUUAUAAACCAUGCAUGGUGUACGUGUCAUGGUACAUCGCUGUUCGCGAAUACGCGUGCAUGGUGGCAAUCGUCACCUUCUACUUGACGCAGUGGGAGGAUUAUAGAAAAUUGGAGUUGGUCAUUUCGACGGAGCGUGUCGAAACUAUGGGAUUUUGGCUGAUGAAUCAUACCGAUUCCUACACGCCGGCAAUGCUCGAAGCGCUUCGACGAAAGCAGCAUCAAUUAAUUGGGCAAAAUCAAUUUCGAAAUGUGAUAUUUGUAUGGUAG
Molecule: messenger RNA, 1044 nt
Organism: Caenorhabditis bovis
Lineage: Eukaryota; Metazoa; Nematoda; Chromadorea; Rhabditida; Rhabditidae
Source: the annotation of a GenBank genome assembly